Fusarium odoratissimum NRRL 54006 is the source of this 1890-nucleotide messenger RNA. RefSeq lists its product as uncharacterized. Gene Ontology annotation, cellular component: plasma membrane. Gene Ontology annotation, molecular function: zinc ion transmembrane transporter activity. The record is from RefSeq and is a predicted model, not a curated record. The transcript has 4 exons. NCBI's taxonomy places the organism in Eukaryota, Fungi, Ascomycota, Sordariomycetes, Hypocreales, Nectriaceae. Bases 324 to 1673 code for a protein of 449 amino acids. Gene Ontology annotation, biological process: zinc ion transmembrane transport.
CUCAAAUUAUCUGGUAUAUAAAGGUACCAACAAGUCCCUAUUCAUACCUGAAGAGGAAACAAAGGAGCUAUUGACGUUUCUUAUUCACAACCCUUGCUUCGUCCCUUGGUAAAACAAAACAAAUAUGCCCCUUGAAACCAUCAGCCGAGGAUUAUGCGCCUCAGAGAAAAGAACAGGUCAAACAAACUCAAAACAUUGACGCAAACAAAAAUAGCACACACCAAAGACACACACAUUGACCUCCAUGUAAUCGUGUCCUCUCCCGCAAUGCCAUUGUCGACAAAACAGCAAUUAUAGGGAAACCAGGUAGUUACGGUCAAAAGAUGAGUGCCCAUUCAGAGGUGCCCCGAGGGGAGUCGUGGGCUUCAAUUCCAACAGAUUUAAUUCUCGCCGAGCUGAAGCGUCGCAAAGAUGAUGGCGAGAAACCAGAGUGCGGUUCGAGGACGAAGGGCUCUUAUGAUACGUCGGCGCAUGUAUUUGCAUUGAUUCUUAUCUUGACCCUCAGCACGUUGGCAUGCGCAUUCCCUCUUUUCUCGCGUCGAACAAUGCGUGGUCGAGGCCAGAAAACCGUGAUAUUCUACUGCCAGCACAUUGGAACCGGUGUCCUUCUGGCAACGGCCUUCGUCCACCUCCUCCCGACCGCUUUCGAGUCCAUGACCGACCCAUGCCUCCCCGAUUUCUUUAGCAAAGGAUAUACACCGUUCCCAGGUUUUGUGGCUAUGGUUUCUGCUAUCAUUGUCGUCGGCAUCGAAUCGUACCUUACUGCCCGAGGAGCUGGCCACUCUCAUUCUCACAAUCAUGGGUACUUUGACUCGGACGAUGAACACGAGAGCGAGCUGCCCAUGAUGGAUGCAGCUGGACUGUCUGAAAGGAGGCACGGACCGCGACCACCGGAUAUUCAUCUUGAGAACAUGGAGAGUCAGGGGCUUGUUGCUGGCGUGUCACCUCUCCCUGGAUCUUCACCUCUGGUGGGACAGGAGGGCAAGAAGCUUAACGGUGAUUUCAACGAUGACGACUCGGAUCUUGACUUGGAUAUGGAAGAGCUUGAGCCAGCUGGAUCAAGCAGCACGAGACAUCGACAUGGACCUUAUGCGUCGCUCAAGCCUGAGGGAGCUGGGGCUGAGGAGGAGCCUAUGACACCCAUGACGCCCAUGUCUCCCGGACCACAGAACCCCGAGGAGCAACAAAGAAAGCUACUGCAGUGCCUUUUGCUUGAGGCUGGUAUUCUCUUUCACAGUGUCUUCAUCGGUAUGGCCAUCUCCGUCGCUACCGGUCCCGCCUUUGUAGUCUUUCUUGUCGCUAUCAGCUUCCACCAAACCUUCGAAGGUCUCGCCCUUGGCAGUCGCAUCGCCGCAAUUCAGUUCCCCCGCAAAUCUCUCCGUCCAUGGCUCAUGGUUCUCGCCUACGGAACCACAACACCAAUCGGCCAAGCAAUCGGUCUUAUCGUGCAUCGCAUGUACGACCCCAAGAGCGCAGGAGGUCUACUCGUGGUUGGCUUCAUGAACGCCGUGUCAUCGGGACUGCUGCUGUAUGCUGGUCUUGUGCAACUGUUGGCCGAGGACUUCUUGACAGAGAAGAGUUACAAGAUUCUGAAGGGUAAGAGGAGGUUACGGGCCUAUAUGGCUGUUUGUGCCGGUGCGCUCUUGAUGGCUGCCGUUGGAGCAUUUGCCUAGAGGGAGUUACGGGACGAUUUAAAAGAACUGAUGUACAUAGAAUGUAAAAUUGGUGGCGUCUUGUCAAUGGCGUCUUUCAGGGUGGGCAAUGGAGUUUUGAAUGUAACGCGGAGCGAUACAGACAUUGAUAAUUUUACUUGUAUUUCGUUUGUCUACUCUUUUACUCUUCAGAGUGAUACUACGCUGUAUGUGUAGGUAGACACUUCAUUGAGACGCC